Messenger RNA from Zingiber officinale, 1072 nucleotides. Its product is annotated as ras-related protein RABA2a-like. The transcript is spliced from 2 exons. Bases 205 to 873 code for a protein of 222 amino acids. Lineage: Eukaryota; Viridiplantae; Streptophyta; Magnoliopsida; Zingiberales; Zingiberaceae. The record is from RefSeq and is a predicted model, not a curated record. Gene Ontology annotation, cellular component: endosome. Gene Ontology annotation, molecular function: GTP binding; GTPase activity.
UGGGUUAAUUAUUCUCGGCUCCAUGGCGCUGCAAUAACGGGUUUCGUAUGAAUGGGUGAUAACUAUUUUGAUUGUAUUUAUACCGGGGAACGCGAUUUAUCGUUAAUGUCGCGAUAUAUUAAUUAGAGUUGCUUUGGAGAGCACCGGGAAUCUCUAAUCGGACAGCCAAUCGUAUGCGACAUCGAGGACGGCGACGACGAAGAGAUGGCUAGGCGAGAGGGAUUGCAUGAAGAAUACGAUUACCUGUUCAAGAUGGUCUUGAUCGGCGACUCUGGUGUCGGAAAAUCGAACCUCCUCUCCCGCUUCACCCGAAACCAGUUUUCCCUCGAUUCCAAGUCCACCAUCGGCGUCGAAUUCGCCGCCCGCACCCUCCAGGUCGAAGGCAAGGCAGUAAAAGCACAGAUAUGGGAUACAGCAGGCCAAGAACGAUACCGAGCGAUCACCAGUGCCUAUUAUCGAGGUGCCCUUGGUGCACUCCUCGUUUAUGAUGUAACUAAACCGAAGUCCUUCGAGAAUACUAGUCGUUGGCUCAAGGAGCUUCGUGAUCAUGCUGAUUCAAACAUCAUAGUCAUGCUCAUUGGUAAUAAAACUGAUCUGAAGCACCUCCGUGCUGUUGCCCAAGAGGAUGCUCAAAGCUUCGCUGAGAAGGAGGGCAUUUCCUUUAUGGAGACCUCUGCCCUUGAGGCUACAAAUGUGGAGAAGGCAUUUCAGAUAAUUCUUUCCGAGAUAUAUAGGAUCAUGUGCAAGAAGUCCCUAAUCUCUUCCACAGAACCCAAGCUGAAGCCAGGAGCUUCAGAGAACAUAAGAGGAAACACCAUUGAGGUGACAGAGACUAAUGCUACCGACACACAAAGUAGAUGUUGUUCAAGGUAGAAAUAUACUGUCUCCCAUAACCCAGACAUCAAAGCUAGAAGAGUGAUAUAGUUUUAUAGGAAUUAUUUGCUCAAAUGGAAAACAAUUCACAAGCUCUCAUUAUGUAUGCUGAGUUUAGUUCAGCUCUAUUGUUCACCCCUUUGUAUCUUCAUUGCAUUCAUAAAUUAUGAGAAAUAACAUCCUUUUUGUAUCCAUAAUC